Messenger RNA from Spodoptera frugiperda (fall armyworm), 544 nucleotides. RefSeq names its product acylphosphatase-1-like. The record is from RefSeq and is a predicted model, not a curated record. Gene Ontology annotation, molecular function: acylphosphatase activity. The transcript has a single exon. NCBI's taxonomy places the organism in Eukaryota, Metazoa, Arthropoda, Insecta, Lepidoptera, Noctuidae. Bases 111 to 419 code for a protein of 102 amino acids.
CCCAAACGACGAUAUCAAACAAACAAUUAACUGUCAAAAUGUGAAGUUGAUUCACCGAAUUCUUGAGUACAUUUUUAAUUAAAAAUACAUUGUUCGUAAAUAUUAUCGCAAUGGCAGUCGCGACUAAGAAGGCGAGCUAUGUAACCACUGAUUUCGAAGUUUUCGGGAAAGUGCAAGGCGUGUAUUUUAGGAAGCACACGCAAAAGAAAGCCACGGAGUUGGGUCUUAAGGGAUGGGUGAUGAACACUGCUCAAGGGACCGUCAUAGGGCAAAUUCAAGGCCCUCCAGUGGCUGUAGACGAUAUGAAGAUCUGGUUGCAAAAGGUGGGGAGUCCUAAGUCUCGAAUUGAGAAGGCUGCCUUCAAAAACGAGGGCCCGGUUGCUAGCUGCGCUUUCCGAAGCUUUGAUAUUCGACGGUAAACAAAGACUUGAACUUAUUGUAUGUGCCUUCAAUGUAUUCGAUUAGCAUAACAUAUAUUUAUUAUAAAAACUCAUAGCUUUUUUACUUCUUUGAUGUGAUUGGAAUUUUAUUAAAUUUACUUUUU